This is a messenger RNA of Sinocyclocheilus anshuiensis, 507 nucleotides long. RefSeq names its product ER membrane protein complex subunit 9-like. The record is from RefSeq and is a predicted model, not a curated record. Bases 139 to 507 code for a protein of 122 amino acids. Lineage: Eukaryota; Metazoa; Chordata; Actinopteri; Cypriniformes; Cyprinidae. Gene Ontology annotation, cellular component: EMC complex. The transcript is spliced from 4 exons.
AUUGUAUUCCUCAUUUGUAAGUCUCUUUGGAUAAAUAUCCCUGCUAAAUGUAAAAUUUAAAUGCUUCUUUUAUAGAAUACAUGUCAAUAAUUCCUGUUGUAGGUCGACGCUUGGUGUUCGCAAACACAUCAAAGGAUUAUGGGAUAUUAUCAAGCCAAUGCUUGUGUCUCAGACAGCAGCCCUACACCAUGUGCUUUGAAGAUUGUCUUCGAGCACUUCGAGCAGUGUAACAAUGCCGUGUUGCUUAUGAUUGAUGGAGAAAAGAUGUUUCCAAGCUGCCGUGUUCCUCCGAUCGUGAUGUAUGAGCGUAAAGACGCCCGCUGGGCUCUCAAAGACAAACACACAAUAAUGCUUCGGCAGUGGGAAGAAACCUGUUCCAUAGUUAAUCAGCUGUUGGUGAUCAGGGAUCAGGCACUAUUGGUGGACUUUGACAGCCAUUUGGAUGACAUCACAAAAGAUUGGACCAAUCAGAAACUCAAUGCCAAAAUCAUGCCCCAUGUUGUCUAA